AUGGCUUUUUGGGAAGACACUUUCAUUAUUCUUAUAUCUCAGGUGCUAUUCUUUGUUGCGGGAUGGAUUUUUUUUGUUAAGCAGUUAUUUAGGGAUUACGAAGUACAUCACACUUUAGUGCAGCUGAUAUUCUCUAUCACUUUUGCUUUAAGUUGCACAAUGUUUGAGUUAAUAAUAUUUGAAAUCAUUGGAUAUUUGGAUUCAAGUUCAAGAUACUUUCAUUGGAAUAUGGGAUUGUACUCCCUACUUUUUAUGGUGAUAGCACUUAUACCAUUUUAUAUAGCUUACUUCUGCAUUAGUAAUAUAAGAUUUGUGUCACAUAGCAUGAUAAGAACAUUAACAGUGUUUGUUUGGUUCAUCUACUUAUAUUUCUUCUGGAAGAUUGGUGAUCCAUUUCCAAUUUUGAGUCCAAAACAGGGCAUAUUCUCUAUAGAGCAGGGAGUGUCCCGCAUUGGCGUCAUAGGUGUGACAGUGAUGGCGCUACUAUCUGGUUUCGGUGCGGUGAAUUACCCUUACACGUCAAUGGCGAUAUUUAUUAGACCAGUCACACAAUCAGAUGUACUUUCAAUUGAGAAAAAAUUGUUGCAAACUAUGGAUAUGAUUCUGGUGAAAAAGAAAAGGAUAGCACUAGCUGAAGCUAACAGCAUGGGAGGGAGACAGAACUAUAGUAUGUUGGACCAGUCCAAUGUGAAAAAUAGAGGUUUCUGGACUAAUAUACUGUCAAGUGUCGGCAGUAUAGCUAACCCACUCGGGCACGGCACUGAGAAUAUAGCACAACUACGCCAAGAGAUCGUCGGUCUGGAAGAGUUGAGCCGUCAACUGUUCCUCGAAGCUCAUGACGCUAGGAGCAUGCGAGAGAAGAUAGAGUGGUCCAAGACAUUCCAGGGGAAAUAUUUCAACUUUUUGGGCUAUUUCUUCUCACUGUAUUGCAUUUGGAAAAUAUUUAUUUCGACUAUAAACAUAGUGUUCGACCGGGUCGGCCGCAAGGAUCCCGUUACCCGUGGUCUAGAGAUAGUGGUGCACUGGCUAGGGCUGCAGGUGGACGUGUCGUUCUGGUCGCAACAUGUUUCUUUCGCGCUGGUCGGAUGUAUAGCGCUCACCAGCAUACGUGGACUGCUACUCACACUCACCAAGUUUUUCAACAAGAUCUCAUCUUCGAAAUCGUCCAACAUCAUAGUUCUCGUUCUAGCGCAAGUCAUGGGUAUGUACUUCUGUUCUUCCGUCCUGCUCAUGCGCAUGAAUAUGCCCGCCGAAUACAGAAUAAUCAUAACUCAAGUGUUAGGUGAUUUGCAAUUCAACUUUUAUCACAGAUGGUUCGAUGUGAUAUUCUUAGUGAGUGCACUAACUAGUAUAUUUACACUGUAUUUAGCUCAUAAACAACCUUCUGUUAGUUGA
This is a messenger RNA of Diatraea saccharalis (sugarcane borer), 1395 nucleotides long. The record is from the annotation of a GenBank genome assembly. NCBI's taxonomy places the organism in Eukaryota, Metazoa, Arthropoda, Insecta, Lepidoptera, Crambidae.